AUGUUUGAUGCUGUGAUGAGCUGGUUCCGCCCCUCCGGCCAGGAGGAGGUUCAGGAGGUGACUUGGGAUCCCGUCACUCUCACCAUGAACCAACCUCAGAGCCCGGCCGCCCCCACCAUGGAUGAGAUCGUCACCGAUCAGCCUUCCCUUGGCGAAGGAAUGGAACUGCGCUUGCGUGGUGGUGACGGACCAGAGGAUGCUUGCUGCUUCUGCUGCCACUGCUGCAGCUGCUGCGAAAAGUGCAUCGGCACCGACUAA
This is a messenger RNA of Aspergillus luchuensis, 258 nucleotides long. RefSeq lists its product as uncharacterized. NCBI's taxonomy places the organism in Eukaryota, Fungi, Ascomycota, Eurotiomycetes, Eurotiales, Aspergillaceae. The record is from RefSeq and is a predicted model, not a curated record. The coding region runs from base 1 to 258 and encodes 85 amino acids. The transcript has 3 exons.